Phalaenopsis equestris is the source of this 3559-nucleotide messenger RNA. Its product is annotated as cytochrome c oxidase subunit 3. The transcript has a single exon. Gene Ontology annotation, molecular function: cytochrome-c oxidase activity. Gene Ontology annotation, cellular component: mitochondrion; membrane. Gene Ontology annotation, biological process: mitochondrial electron transport, cytochrome c to oxygen. NCBI's taxonomy places the organism in Eukaryota, Viridiplantae, Streptophyta, Magnoliopsida, Asparagales, Orchidaceae. The record is from RefSeq and is a predicted model, not a curated record. The coding region runs from base 1924 to 2721 and encodes 265 amino acids.
AGAACUCAAAGUAUUACGCACCUUCAUCCUACGACUAAGCACUCAAGAUGAAAUGAACCUUAAGCAACUUAGACGAGGCGCUAGAGUCGUGACAACCCCUAACAGCCCGUCUAAUCGUCCUUUCUGAGCCAGGCGAGAUGGGAGGGCGCGACCGUAUGCUCUCAGGUAGGAACUAAGUAAAGAGAACCUGAAAUGAGUUCAAAUUAGAGACAUUUCAUUUUGACGUCAACUCAAACCACUCAAGUGGUUAACAGUACUUUCGAUCCACCAUAUUCACUCGGUAACUGAUCGGGUCACCGAAGAAUAGCAUAUUGGAAACCUCUUUCCGGUGCACACACAUUACAACCAACUUUCGAUCCUAACUAAUAGAACGAAACGAAGUCAGAUAGAUUGUCAUGAACGGUACCUCAGGAGGUCUAACACCCCAUGCUGAAGAAGCAGUUAUUAACCAGUUACCCAGCAGGAGUGUAAGUAACAGUCUAGAGUAGAGGCGCGGAGCGGCUCGACUGAAAGAUAGAAAAAAAUGACUCCCUUACUCUAUAGAGAUUGAGAUUGAGAAAAGAACCUAAAUAGGUGAUCAGUCGACUAGGACUCACUAAAUACACAAUCCCUUCUGAACUGCGCCUCCUAAUCUGAUUCCAACCAAACUCACCGGAAAGUCGGAUCAGCAAGGCAAUGUCUGAAAUACAACUGACCAUAUUGAGUACCUUAUAAGGUACUCCGCCAUUCUGUGUAUCUGCCGUUCAGUGAGCGAUUUGACCCAACUCACCCGGACUCAGGGCUAGGGAGCUGCUUGAGCACCUGGGAAGGAAGGCGCCUAAGCAUGACUCAGGUAGUCAUUCAAGAAAACCACAGUCCACCGUUGUCAGUGGGCUAAGGUUACUCUUGACUGAGGUAAGGUUGGCUGAAUAAGAAAUUUCUGCCUACUCAGCUCCCUCAUGGUACGAACCUUUCAUCAAAAGCCGAAUGCACAGCUUCAGACUCAGAUACGCGGGAAGGUGAUGAGCCUUCAAUGAGCGGGAAUGAUCCCUCUUGAAUCUUCUCUUCCCUAUUUUUUUCUUUUUUUGUAUGUAAUUGUAAUGUAGAUUGACUUUUCUUUGACUAUUGAUAGGAAUUCUCUCUUGGAACCUUUCUACCCCCUGGUAUUCCCCUCCGGUCUUUCGUUCGUAUCGCAAAGUGGGUCGACGCCAGCUAUAGUGCACGUUCCUCAUUCGAGCUUUCUUUACCUCUUCCAUUCCAUUUUUUCCGGAUGAUUCAUAUCGCGCGUGCAUCUUCAAGUUCAAUCGUUUUGAACAGUUCACAACUCCUGCGUAUCAACAUUCAGUUUCGCGCAUAGGUGGCAGAGCUGUAGGAGACCUCGCGCCCCAUUCGACUGCCUAGGAGAAGAACGAAAGGUAGGCACCUAGGAUCUUUCCUACUCGUAUGAGUACUCUAAGCUGAGUCAGCCUUCGCUCCUCAGCAAAGUGUUCACUUCUUUUUCGAAGAGAUGAAUAGAUCGCUGUAGGAUUCGCUUGGAACGGAGCUCCAUCGUCUCGUAUUGAGUCAGGCUUCUGUGAGCAAAGAGCGAAAGACCAUCUCGGUUUCAGAACCCAACGGUAGAGAGCAUCCCGAAUGAACCGACGCAUGCGUACGUGCCCGGCUCUUUCUUCAAAACAUCAGAAGAAAGCCGGGACAAAUGAAAAAGUUCACCAUCCCAUAGCAUCAAAGUUGUUGGGUAAACCACCCACCUAAUCUCUUUCUUCUCCAAAGGGGGGAGAGUGGAGGCGCGAAGAAGUUUCGGGUCUCACUUCGAGAAAUGAAAUCAAAGAACUCUACCUUCCUAUGGCUUUGUCCAGUCAGAUACAAAUGAGACCAAGCCCCUUCUUUCAAACUAGAGGGGGUGGGGUGAAGGGGAGUUUCAAGACAACCGGUUCAAAGUAGUUCAUGAUGGAAUCUAUUAGGCAUUCUUAUCAUUUGGUAGAUCCAAGUCCAUGGCCUAUUUCGGGUUCACUCGGAGCUUUGGCAACCACCGUAGGAGGUGUGAUGUACAUGCACCCAUUUCAAGGGGGUGCAACACUUCUCAGUUUGGGCCUAAUCUUUCUCCUAUAUACCAUGUUCGUAUGGUGGCGCGAUGUUCUACGUGAAUCCACGUUGGAAGGACAUCAUACAAAAGCUGUACAAUUAGGACCUCGAUACGGUUCUAUUCUGUUCAUAGUCUCGGAGGUUAUGUUCCUUUUUGCUUUUUUUUGGGCUUCUUCUCAUUCUUCUUUGGCACCUACGGUAGAUAUCGGAGGUAUUUGGCCCCCAAAAGGGAUUGGGGUUUUAGAUCCUCGGGAAAUCCCUUUUCUUAAUACUCCUAUUCUCCCUUCAUCCGGAGCUGCCGUAACUUGGGCUCAUCAUGCUAUACUCGCGGGGAAGGAAAAACGAGCAGUUUACGCUUUAGUAGCUACCGUUUCACUGGCUCUAGUAUUCACUGGCUUUCAAGGAAUGGAAUAUUACCAAGCACCCUCCACUAUUUCGGAUAGUAUUUAUGGUUCUACCUUUUUCUUAGCAACUGGCUUUCAUGGUUUUCAUGUGAUUAUAGGUACUCUCUUCUUGAUCAUAUGUUGUAUUCGCCAAUAUCUUGGUCAUCUGACCAAGGAGCAUCACGUUGGCUUUGAAGCAGCUGCAUGGUACUGGCAUUUUGUAGACGUGGUUCGGUUAUUCCCAUUUGUCUCUAUCUAUUGGUGGGGAGGUCUAUGAAAGAACAAAGAAGUGGAUUGAGGUGCGGAGCUAUCGCUCGACUGAAAGGAGAGGCGAUACGCGGCUCGACCGACCCUUGACCCUAAUGAAAGCUCGAAGAUAAAGAGAACCGGGCUCCAAAGAAUGACAGCAGCUUUCCCACCCCCUUUCUUCAAAAAAAGAAGUGGACUAUUCUCCUACAGAAUUUUUCAGUAUUCUGGCACAGGGAUCGAAGAUCUUCUGGCAUAUUAUGUGAACCAAGAACCGAAAAUGGAUCUUGGUCUCUUUUUUCUUGUUCAUCGUAAUCAAAGAUGUUUUUUUUAUGAAAUUUGGAAUGAAGCAAGGCGCUAGCUCAACAUUGUUUUUCAUCUUGCUUUUCCCGGUUCCUAAUCAAAAAUGAAAUGUAUGCUAAGAAAAGGUACUAUGAUACAGCAGCAAGUAACCAAAUAACAGGGGAUCCCAAUGCCUUUGUUUCAUUUGCUCCAUAUGACUUUUUUGUAUACGGGUGACAACUCUCCAUUGUCAAUUCUCUUGGGAAAGUAGUUAUUCAAAAUGCAUGUGCUGGCACAAUAGUUCUUUCUGAUGUCUGAGAUUUUCCUAAAGUCCAAAUAUCAUAUCAGUUGGGCAACUAUGUGAUGAUAAGCAAGCAGUGUGAAGUCAAAUUGACAGCGGAUUCGUGUAUGGUGAAAGACCUCCAGACCAAAGAAGUUAUUGGUAUAGGCAGAAGGCAUGGGAGACUGGUUUUCAUUGGCGAUGACAUAUACUUCGACUCAGAUAGGUACUACCAUACUCUAGUCUACUUUACUCUAAGUUACCGGAUGAAAAAUCUUUCUUAUUGGCUGUUCCCAAAGAGAGAAGA